Podarcis lilfordi (Lilford's wall lizard) is the source of this 14488-nucleotide messenger RNA. Lineage: Eukaryota; Metazoa; Chordata; Lepidosauria; Squamata; Lacertidae. The record is from the annotation of a GenBank genome assembly.
AUGGUAAGAAAUCUAUCCAUUAUGAAACAUUCUCCUCUCCCUCAUGUUUUCCAAAUCGGUUGAAUUGUUAGAGACCUUAAAAAACAUGAAAUCAUAUUUUAUGUGAAACAAUGAAAUACAGAGCAAGUGAGCCAAACCUGGGUAGCGGACCAAGAAAGGAGAGAGAAAAGCAACAACCAAUCCUAUAUUACAACAGCAAAUUCAUUAGCAGGAUGUCAAUCCUGAAGAAAUCAACAUGGCACUGUCAAUGCACAAGAAGGAUUGGUGAAACUAAGUAUAUUGGGGGGGACGGGACCUGAAGCCACAUUCCUUUUGAAGUAACUUUCUGGGGGCCACAUGACAGUGGUAGGUAGGGCCAGAGACAAAAUAUCAACACAUUUCAAUUUGUGCUUUUGUACAGUGGCUCGUUUCUGCACACAACCCCUCUCUGUCCUCCAGGCAAGCAAGAGGCCUUAUCAGAGUUAAUGACACAAUCCAGCAAGGCAAUAACCACCUGAAGGAGGGCAGUGAGGGGUGCGUCUGAAGACCAAGAGUGGCUAAGGAGUGGGGUGUAGCUUGGGGUCAAGGGAGAGGCCUGGGGAGCCACAUUGAGGCCUCAGGACCUGAUGUCCCACACCCCGAUUUUGAAACAUUAUAGACUCACAUUUUCUUUCUGUUUCUUCCUUUAUUAAAGGAAAAUGAGGCUAUUAAUGGAGAAAGCUUGUCUCUUAAACAAAGGUAAGGCAAAACAGUUCAAAUUCAUUGCAGGUGCUGAAGGCCAGCCAGUGUUGACAUAUUGUCUGGUUUGGGCCCACCAGUUGCAGUUUACUUUGCAGUGAAGAGCUGCAAGAAAAGGUCUGCUUGGGAAGCAGAGAAAGCUGGGUGAAUCAUAGCCUCCCUCCCUUGUAGCACGUCUGCUUGGCUGCCACCACUCCUAGUGAUCCCACUGAGGAUGGCUGCUGAUACUGGGGAGCCCACAGGAUGUCAGGGGCACGAUCAGAUGGCAUGAAUGCUCCUCUGAACUGGCUCUACUCAUGCAUGUCAUCGGUCAAAGAGUACUCCCUCUGCGCAUUCAGCUGUAUGCAUGGUUUGUGUAUGUGGGGAUUUUUUUCUGGCUCUGCAGUGGACCUGCAUAUAUUUGGGUUGGAGCCUCCUGCUUUCAUUAUGCAUGCACUAACGUUUGAAGCGGGAAACUGUGUAACAGUGGAUGGUGCAUGGCUAAUACAAUGUGGGUCCCAUCAAGCAAAACACUGCUCACCAGUCAGUGAUAGGAACAUAGCAAGUUGCCUCCUAUUGAGUCAAACCAUUUGUCCAUCUAGCUUAGUGCAGUGCCAGAUGGGCAGAGCAUUUAGGGGCCCCCAUGACAACAGAUCAAAAUAAUAUUAAUUUGAUAUUGAAAUUGGUUUAUUAAAAUUGUUGCUUGGUAAAACAAAAAAUGCAUUAGGAGAUAAUUUGCAAGCCCCCCCGCCCGAGAUUUUGACAGCUGAGGAGCCUCCACAUUUAAUCUGCACUGACCAACUUGUGAUUCUCCAGACUUUUUAGAGAGGGUUCUCUUUCCCAGCCCUUUCAGGAGAUGCUACAUAUGCAGGAGAUGCAGAUGCUCUGUUACUGAGCUAUGGUGCUUCCUCAAGUAAUGUGGACUUCUGAGUGCUUAAAUCCCCUUUCUGCAGCCCCACACAGGCAGCCAAUAUAGCCUUUCUGAACUGUCAAGCAUGUCUAUUGAACUUCACUCAGCUCGAAAGGUCACAGGUUAUGUAUGCCUGGGUCAAACCAAAGGUAAUAUUUAUCCAGAUGUUGUUUGCUAACUAACGAUUACCAGAACUGUUCUUGCAAAACUGAUGGUUGUGUGAAGAAACUGAGGGCUGCCUUUGUGAAAAACAAAGGGGAAACCCUGUAGGAUUGCAGAAGUGUUUCCUAACUUCAGAACUGUUCUCUAGCAUGAGAUGUAGCAGAAGGGUCCACUAACUUUGCCUGACACUCUUGUAAAUACUGGGGGACAUGAAAAAUAUACCGCUGUCUCAGAAAGUAGCUUGAAACAUGCUCUUGCUGGUGUCCAAGGGGUGUGCUUUUAAACAGGCCCAGCUCCAGAUUUUGCAGGGCCCCUGGGAAGAUUGCUCUCAGCUUCCCCACCAAUGUUCAGCAGCCUUCUCAGUACUUGCUACCAGUUACCACCACCCCUGCAACAGCAGUGCUGAUGCACCUGCAAUCUUGCCCUCACACACUUGCUGGCUUAUCUGGUAGUAGUGGAGAUCGUGCCAGGUAAGCCCACUCAGAAGUAAUCAUGAAGGAUGGGGGUGCAUGCCUGUCAGCAGCCAGCCAGGCUGUGCACUGUCCAAAAGGUCAUAGAGGUCGCUCCCCAGGCUGACCUAGCCAUACCACCAUUCAGGUCCUCAAAUGCUUUCAGAAGCAGAUGGUGGUGCCACUUUUGAAUGUGAGCCAAGUUCAGCUCCCAUCUACCCUACUCUACCCUCAUUUGGGUGGUGGUGACAUCACUCGCACUGUGCUAUCCCACCCAUGCUUCCCCCCCAAAAAACACACACACCCUGAUAUCAGCACCAAAGCAGUGACUUUCUCCCCCACAUGGUUACUCAGUGGUGCUGUAGGGGGCUAGAAGCUGGGCAGGACCAACAAAUUCACUGGUAGUGUGACUAUUUCUCCGACUUUGAUGCCGACUGCAGUCCUGGGCAAAGGUUUUUAUCCCUGCGGAGUGGACCUGAGUGAAGACUCCAUGAGUGUAACCCUCUAUGGCCACACUCUCAAGCCAACCCAUGAUUGGUCCAAAAUUGCAGACAAGCAAAUUUGAAUUUUGCGGCUGGGGGGAGAGGCUGUAGCACCUCCCGACAGCCGCUGCAGCCAGAGACCAAGCUGUGGAAAUGAGGAUGGAGGCAGGGUUGGCACGGGGCCACAAUCUUCAUGUCACCUGGAAGGGGUGAGUGGACUUUAUGUUUCUAUGAAACUUGAAGCACAAAAUGGUGGGUUGUCUGUAUGUGCUCCACAGAUGACUGGGGUAGAGACUCCCACUUGAAUGAGCAACUUUGAAAUGGUUGACUUUUAUUCUUAAACUAGUGAUGUGAUCCGGAUUUCCAGAGAUGUAUCUGAUGAAGAAAAAACAGCUGUUGGCAGAAGAAAAAUCAAAGUGCACAAUUCUUUUCUGAAGCUUGGGGUCAACACCGCCAUGGUAAAGUUUCAUGGUCUAUAUUGCAAUAUGCUUAAGGGAUGCGGCGGUGCUCGCACUUUGGGUAAUAGCGACACAAUCUCUGGCAGUGAUGUACAUAAAGCCCUGAUAUUUUUGGGAAAGGGGGCAGCCUGUCAUUGGCUGAGCUGCUCAGGUGCUCUAAAUGGACAAAGCAGGCAAAUGACCAAGGCAAAGGUGCUUAAAAAAAUGAAUAGACAAAAGGCAAAGUGAGUGGGUGGGUGGCUAAAACAUGGGAAGCUGGGAGAGAAGAUGGUGGGAAGCAGAAUUUGGAGAGGAAAUUAGGGAUACAGUAAAGUUGAGUUAUGGAAGCUUAAAUUGCAAUAACUAACAGCAAUUGAUUUCCCAUUGUUCUUCCAACAGCUACAAAAUCAAUCAAUAUUUCAUGAAGGAAGAGAAUAUACUGUUCCCUGCAGAACUUAACUUCACCAGUAGCAGACAGCAGGUUGGGAUGGCAGCAGUCUCCUGACUCCCUGUUGAUCAAAUUGCUUUUGCUUACAGGUGGCUAGAGAGGGGUGGAUCUUGCAGCCAGCUUGCCCUUCCCACUCUACCUCCUGUUAAACAGCAGGUUAGGAAAGCAUCAAUAUAGUACCAUGUCUUCUGCUACCAUGCACCAUCUGUUUCUAGCUUCACCGCUUGGUGUUACAUUGUAAAAAGUAUUUGUGAUUACAUAUUUCAAAAUAUGACAGUUAUUUGUCUUUCCCCGUUUCCCUAGAGUUCUGUUCCUAAUGUUGCCCUGUUAGGAUCUGGUGGAGGGUUGCGGGCCAUGAUUGCACUUCAAGGGGUUCUGGGAGAACUUCAGAAAGAGGAUUUGUUGGGUGCUGUGAUGUAUCUCUGUGGAGUAUCAGGUUCUACCUGGUAAGUGGACAUAAACUAUAUUCAGUGAUGACUGGUAUAACCAUUUGAAGAAGUAGGAACCUAGGUUGUCUCUAAUGGCUAAAGGAUUUGAUAAAGAAAGCUCUGUCCAACGCAGGAACAUGCUAAAUUGUAUUAUAUUGAUUCAGGCCUUUGCUGUAUCCAUCUCAGCAUUAUCUACAGUGAUUGGCAAUGUUCCUCCAGGAAAAGUCUUUCUUCAAAGCUUUGUUCACGAUGCUUUGCCUUUUCUCCAAGGUGUAUGUCAUUCAUCUAUGAACAUGAGGAAUGGCUGGGAAAGCUUCCUAUUUUGGAAGCAAAGAUGUGUGACAAUCUUGUAAAUCAAUCAUGGGAUCCCAGCAAAUCCCUGGAUGCCCUUGUAGAACCAAGUAAAGAGAAGACAUACUCCUUAACCGAUUUCUGGGGCAGUGUCGUUCUCUAUGCAAUGUUGCAUGAGGCAAGUAUACUACCUCCUUUCCACAGAUACUUUGUGGUUGCACAGAAUUGUUUCCCCCCCGGGGGGGGGGGGGAAGACUUGAAAAGCAUUGUAUAUGCUUUUUAAAAAACAUACACACCUAUGCCACAAUCCAACUCUUUUUGUACAUCCCAUGUUCCUUCUUCCCCACCAAGAAACCACAAUUGCAACACAACCACUUCCAGAUCACAUAGUAAACUGAUUUAGAGGCUGCAGGAAGAUCCAGAUGCAGUUUAUAGUGCAGCUUGUCAGCCAGGCACUGCCUACAGGAAGCCUUGUAGAGAUUUUCCAUCAUUCCACCAAAAAUGGCAAGCAACGUAUAAUUGUACUGUAAUAAUAAUAACAUUUUUUUAUUUAUACCCCACCCUUACCGGUUCAAAAAAACGGGCUCAGGGCGGCUAACAACAAAUUUAAAACACUUAAUUGUAAUACAACAUAGAAGCAGCAUAAAAUACAGUAUAAAAACUACGGUAGUCCAGAGCCUUUUGAUUCAUCUUGGUACACAGCAGAAGUACCCAAGUGAUCAGUUUUGCUGUUCUAAAUGUGACAUACUCAGUAGGAAUAGCAACUUAUCUCAGGCUAUAAUCCUGCUAGCUCUCACCAACUGAGUAUGUCAAGCUACACAUGAGAUAAAAAAUGUAUUUGCUUUCAAGAUGUUAUUUGUUUAUUGUUAAAUGCAAAUAGCAUCAGCUGGCAGGGCUUAUAACUUACCAAAAUCGCAGCAGGUACAGAGGAGGAACUUAACACUUGCCUUCCUUGCUUGGAACUGGGAAAAAUCCCUUCUCUGAAGCUGUUAUUUGUAUUGGGACGAUAUUCUCCCUCACUAAUGAGUCCCUUUCUCUACAGCUAGAUUAUGGUCAUUUGUCCAAGGAAAGGAUGGUCUCUUUUAAUGGGGAAGUUCCUUACCCCAUCUAUGCAGCGGUGGAUUCAAACAAAUUAGAUGACACCAGUAAAACCCAUCCAGGUAGGAAACAAAACAAAUCAGCAACUAUAUAUGGCCAUUUCUUGUGAUGCCUUUGAAAUCAAUACAACUUAAAAGGGCUUGGAUCUUAUCCAUAUGUUCGUGGGUCUUCUCUGUGCUUGGAAUCACUGUCCAUUGGGUCUCCUUGGAGCCUGAUUAACAUAGCCUACAACCCAACUGUUAUACUCUUCCAACAAUAAUCUCUAUGCGUGUUAAACUUAUCCAAGGAGCAUGUGCAACUGUUAUUGGAGACUGCCAUUGGAUCAAUGCAAUUGACAGACAGUGGGCUGAACUAACAUAAGAACAUUAGAUGAGUCCUUCUGCAACAGACCAAAGGACUACCUGGAACAGCAUCCUGUUCUCACAGAGGCUGAACAGAUGCCUCCAAGCAGGGCCGUCUUACCCAUAGGCGCUAGGGGUGUGGGGCACCCGGGCGCCAGGCUCUCAGAAGCUCCAGGCCAAGAGUCCAGGGCCCAAGAGUUGAGUCUGGGAAAAGCCCGCCCAUUGGUCGGGGUACCACGGCAGGCUCUUCUGCUGCGGGCAGCUCUGCGCCACGGGUUUGGGGGUGACCGAGCCAGUGAGACACUGAGGCGGCCGGCUGGCUCUACCCUCCUGCACGCCUGGGACUGGGCAAGCUGGGAGGGGGGGCACUGGGUGGAUCUUAGCACCCCGGCGCCGCAUAUGCUUAAGACAGAAUGGAGACAGAACAUAGCCAGCCAAUUAACUAAAUAGAAAUUUCUAUAAACAAUAGUUUGUGAGACGUCAAAAAGAAACAUGACAAAUACAGAAGCUGAUACAGCAAAAGAAGUCUAUGUGUGUAAGCAAUUGUUUCCCACGCUUUCUGACACUGAUUUUAAUUUUUUUUUUUAUAGGUAUCUGGUUUGAAUUCACACCCCAUGAUGCUGGAUUCUUUCACCCUGGUGCAUUUGUUGACAUGAGGCUGUUGGGCAGCUCAUUUGAGAAUGGUGUGCUGAGAAUACUGAAGAAUGAAAAAAGCAUUUCUUACUUGAGAGGUACUGCUGACUUGACAGGGGGAAGAGGCAGCAACACGACAGAUUCAUGCAGUAUCCAAACAUCAGACUAGUUUACAUGCUCAGUGAUUCCCCACCUUCCCGCACUGAACCGAGCAUGUUCCCUCUGCUAUGUUUAGUGGCAUACAAUUAGGAUUAAUGUAUGCCACUAAACAUAGUGCUAUCCAGUAAAUUUCCUAGAAAAUGUCAUUUCCAUUUCCUUCCUUCUCUUUCAGGCUUAUGGGGAAGUUCAUUUGCAGAUCGCAAAGAAGACGUCAAGGAAAUAGAAGGUUUUGUAUGUUUAGCCUAUUGGACCCAGCUAGGGAAAGUUCCUUCCUGGUAUGGAUUCCAAAGGCACAGCCCAUGUGUGCACACUUGGAAGUAGUUGCGUAGCUUAUGUGGAGCUCUGAAGAAAAUCCUCUGGCCUUCUAUGUCCUUACAACGCUAACAUGCUACUGUGGCCAGACUGCCCUCACUUAAUUUGCCAACACUUGACAACUUGUACUAGUACACAGCAACAUUUUUUUUGAGGGGAGUGGUUGGUUCCAUGGUCCCCUGCUCCUCUGGGCCACUUCACCCUGACCACAAUUCUUCUCUCUGCCACAGGGAUGGGAAUCCUGUGGGCCCCAGCUAGCAUAGCCACUGAUUAUGGAUAAUGGAAAAUGCAGCCCAAUUAACAUCUGGAGGAACACAGAUUCCCCAUCUAAUAGAAUAUUCCUAUAGCUAUGGAAAUAUAAUGUACUUCUCACAUUUUCAGAUUAUAUCAAACACCUGGGAGAACAAGCUUCAGGUAAGUCCUUGACAUUGCUUGAAUUUUUUUGCCAUCAGUCCAUCUCAAAAGGAUACAUCUGUUGAUGCCUUCUUUAUUCAGGAACUUUGCAAACCUAUAUGCACAUGUUUGCUCUACACAAAAUGGAAAGUAGUUUCAGAAAAAAGGGUCAAAGGUAGGAAGGUCAGCCUGUGCGGAAGCAGCCUUAGCCACUAUUUAAGUUAGGAAACAUUCUGUUAUCAGGAAAGAUUUGUUGGGCUGGAAGAUAAGUAUUGCUGUCUCCUGAAGUAUUAUGCAAAAGCAGGUUUGCAUUUGACUUAUGGCUGUGUUUCAGCAAGGGUUAUCCAAUACUAUAGAAACCCUGACAAGUUCUGCAUUUCCCAUAGCUAUCAAAGGUUUAGAGGAGGGUAGUUAGAAAAGGUUGCAGAAAGAAAUGGAUUUAAGGUGCAUUUGCAGAACGUUUGGAAUUGAGGUGUUUUUUAUUGCUACGUUUCCUUCCCAAGGUAGACAUCUGUCAGUGAUGUCAUGGCUCACCUAUCUUAUAGGCAAUACAUUUAUUCCAGCAGUGACAUAAGGAUGGGACAUCUAGGAGCUGGGGCUUCUUGACUAGAACCAGCAUGUGUGGGGGGGAUUUCAGGGAUGAUCCAAUAAAUCAGGCAUAUCUCAUUUAGCAUGUUAUUCUCUCUGUAUUUUGAAGCCUGGCCUGCCCUGCCCAUUUUUAUCAGCACUGUCACAUUCCCUACAAUAUGUUGCAUCCUAACUUUUGGAAUAAUCCAACCACUGAUUCCCUAUUUGUAAGCUUUAUUCCUUUCUUGUUGCUUGCAUUUUUGGGCUCUUUUUGAAGCUUCCAGUUGUCACUGUAUAUAUUGUCAGGCUGCUUCACAUGCAAUAAAGCUCCUGAUUCAUGCCAUGGAAGGGACGACACAUGAACAUCAGGAUGAAAACAUCACAAACAUCAUGGAACUUCUUAAAGGUAAGAGGAAGCCGAGGAAUCACUGGUGUCUAUUUUUCCUACACAGGUCUUCAUGCUCCCAGCAACCCCUUCAAAGUGUAUAGUGUGUGUGAUUAGGACUAUGAUUAUGGCAGCAAAUUGUACCCAUGACUUAAAUCAAUGAUGGAGAAUUGAAUCUUACCAACCAGCUAGAUUCAGAUCUCCUUCGACACUCAAGGGACACUUUGGCAGGUGGGCAGGGGCAACCACCUGACAAUCACUUGGCAAUGCCACGGUGUCAGGUGAAGCAUUUCCCUCGGUCUGUGUAAUUUAAUUUCAAACCGUGCAGGCAAAGAAAAUGUUUCCCUGCAAGGUUUGCUGUAGGCACCAAUUAAGUAGGGGGUUCUUGAGCAGCCAACCUUGCAUUGCCACCCAGCUCAAGAGGGUAUGUGUUGACAGGUGCUCUUGGGACCUGGGACCAUUGUUCUGCCAAGUGCUGUCAUCUAUGUAUGUGCGUGUGAGGCGGGGAUUUAGAGGAGUCCCCCCGUUCAUCUUCAUGGUAAGUUGCCAAUAGAAAACCCACAUCAGGCCCAUUGCUGGGUGGCAUUGCCCAUGUGAGAACACAGAGGGAGGAGUUGCCUACAGGUAGCUGAGUCUUUAGUAAGUUUGAUCACUGUAUUACCAAAGUGGUGAAACUAUGGUCCUCCAGAUGUUGUUGGACCCUAGCUCCUCAAAGCCUUAGGCAGACUGGCCAGGGAUCAUAGGAGUAAGAUUCCAACAAUAUUUGGAAGGCUGCUGACUCCCUACCCCUCCUCUCUAGGUUAAUCGAUAAAGUUGAGACCUAUUUGUACUAUACAUUGGAGCCAAUUCCUAGGGACCAAGGGGGCUUCACCCCCUCAAUGAAAUAUUUGAGGGGGCCACCCUCCCCAAAUUUGAUGGACAUUGCCAUUCAAAUCAAUUGCCAUUCAUGUGAUCAAUUAUGUGGGGUGGGGCUUACUUGGGCCCCCUCAAUAUUUUAUUCAGGUUGGUAUCCCUGAUACCAUACGACUGUCUUGUGCCUUCACUUCAGGUGGCAGUGCAAUCCUUCCUAUACUGGAAUUCCUCCAAAUAUAAUUGGAGAAUGAGGCUGAAAUCUCAAAAAUGUGAAAUACAAGUGUUACAAAGGUUUUAGUUUUGUGAAACUUAAUUUUAAUCUGGUUAGACCAGAUGGAUAUGCUUUUUCAUUAUUCCAGUCUCAUCUUGCAUUCUUUGAUAGAUCAAGUAGGCAGCAACACCUACAACUUCCUCAGUUUACUGAAGGACAAACACAACACUCUAGACAAGCCUGGAAGAGUGGCACAGUUUUUGACCCUGGCUGACAUGUUUACUCAAGAAUUUGCAGGUAAGUGUGGCUAUGAAUUUCAAAACUUCCAAAGAACUCUCUUAUAGAGCAAUCUUAUAUAUGCACAUUUUCAUUCAAAAAUAAGCCCCACUGUGUUCAGUGGAGUUUGAUCCUACAUAAAUGUGAAGGACUGGAACCCUAAACAACUUCUGCUCCACUUACAAGAAGCAUAUUGUAACCAUCUUACAGUUUAGAUGUGUUAUAGUGCACCUGUUUUAUUGCAUUUUAUCCCUUAGUCUCAAUGUUAUGAUGCUUUGCUUUUGACAGCUAGGACAUCUCCAUUCACGCAUCAUGAAGAAACAAAGAGAAGUAAGUAAUUCACAAAUUUUAUACAUCAUUUUCAAACCAACAUUUUGCAAAUUAUUUGUAUAUCACAAAGGUUUGUGAUGAGAAUCUGCAGAUAUGAAAAUGAGAUGAUAAGGUAUACAGAUGGUUUUAUAUCCAUUCACUUUUAAUUUUAUUAAUAUUUAUUUAUAAGGGCCUUUAUAAACCACCAGCUCAUUAAAUUAUUAAUGCCAUGUACAAUAAAAAUAAUCAAUGUAUCAUUGAAUGAUCACACAUUUAUCAGUAUGUAUUAUACACCAUGGGACAUGGGUGGCGCUGUGGGUUAAACCACAGAGCCUAGGACUUUCCAAUCAGAAGGUCGGCGGUUCGAAUCCCCGCAACGGGGUGAGCUCCCAUUCCUCGGUCCCUGCUCCUGCCAACCUAGCAGUUUGAAAGCACGUUAAAGUACAAGUAGAUAAAUAGGUACUGCUCCGGCGGGAAGGUAAACGGCGUUUCUGUGUGCUGCUCUGGUUCGCCAGAAGUGGCUUAGUCAUGCUGGACACAUGACCCGGAAGCUGUACACCGGUUCCCUCAGCCAAUAAAGCGAGAUGAGUGCCACAACCCCAGAGUCGGUCACGACUGGACCUAAUGGUCAGGGGUCCCUUUACCUUUACCUAUUAUAUACCAUAUUGGCUUCAUAAUAGGACUAGGUGUCACCCUUCCCAUUUUUCACCUUUGCCAAUCAUAUAAAGCUGGGCUACAUGAUACACUUACCACAGGGAUCAGCAAUCCCACAACCUCCAAAAUUGGUGUAGUGUUUUGGAACCGUUAGGUGAAUGAAUCAUGAUACAUGUAAGGCUUGGGUCUCUCCCACACAUGCGAGUUAAUUAUUCAGAUUUAUUAGGCAAUUUUAAAAGCCCUGGUUGGAGCUCCGCUAAUCUCCGUCAUCCUCAGAUAGCACAGUUGCUGGAACUGAGCUCCGCCCCCCUUUCCCCCCAACAGGAAAACCCCCACCUUCACUUCCUGUCCUUUUCGCGCUUUUCGGCCAGUCUCAUGAUCCUACGAGAUUUUGGAGAUGGCAAUCCCUGUAUUUUUGUGUCUGUCUCACUGUCUGAGCCUAUAUGUUGCAUUCUUUCACUCUGGCUCUCUCUUUCAUUUUCUCUGUGUCCAGGGAUCAAGUCACGGCUGCUCCCUGGUUCAUCUCCCUCCCCUCUGCCUUCUACUCUUAUCUGUUCUCUCUCUAUGCCUGCAUUUUCAUUUCCUGUCAGUGAAGGAACGUAGCUGACAAUACACUGAGAUCCCUACUCCUUCUGGCAGAGUUCAGAGGAAGUUACAUGAUGACCAAUGUGUGUGUAGUUCUAAGCAAUAAGGCUGGAGAAGGAAGCAAGGACCCAUCCCUAGGACACUGAUAUGCAUUUAAUAUGUAGCUAAGCUUCAGUUACCACCUUCUAUACAACUGGUAGCCUUCUAUACAACUGGGAUAAUCUAACAGGGAUGAGCUGUACCACAUGCUGUGUGAAGCAGCUACCAUAUAGGUUGCCUAUAUGCUAUGCCUUUAAAGCACAUUUGAAGCACUUUUUUCAAAAGAAUUCUGAGCACUGUAGUUUGUGAAGGGCUUAUGGGAAUUUAAAUUCUCUAAGGGGUAAAUUACAAAUUCCUUGAAGGGGGGGGAACAUGCUUUCAAUGUGUUUUAAAAGUAAUAAUAAUAAUAAUAAUAAUAAUAAUAAUAGAAUUCUCAGACAUUGUGUUCAUUUCUAAUCUAGUUUUUAUUUUGCAGGUAUAUGGGAUACAUUGAGAAUACUGUCAAAAACUGUUUAUUGCCUCUUCAAAUGGAAAUGGGGGACCAUCUCCAACUAUAUUUACAAAUACCGUAAGGAAAACCACACACACUAUUAAUUAUUGUAAUGAUGGUGGUGUUAGUAUUUAUUUGUUCAUCACUUUCUACAAAUAUGUCUCAAAGCAACUUACAAAAAUACAUUUGGAGGGGAAGAACCAGAAACGCCCUUUGAAUUUCUUGGAGGACAGAAUAGAAAGAAAUGGAGUGUGUGGGAGGGGGGACCCAGCAAGCAUUAGCCUGUCUGCUUAGCAGCCAAAAAUAAAUAAAUAGCCACUACAAAAUGGAAAUAGGGCUGGCCAGGUCAUUGGGGGAGGACGGGGUUGUAUAGCCUUGGCCAGAAUCUGUGCAAGAGGCUUUCACUCACUGCGUCUAGUUUGCCCUGACACCUCUCCAGAUGGCAGGGAAUGCAUGCAUAUGAAACAACUCCUGAAAACAAAUUAUCAAGGUAAUACCCGACUCUCUCCCCUUAGCCAGCCUUAAUGACAAGAAUCUCACAGGCAAGGAAGAACUCCGUUUGGCCGAUGCUGGUAUAGCCAUGAAUUCUGCUUAUCCGCUUGUCCUCCGUCCUGAACGGGAAGUGAAACUCAUUCUUUCCUUUGACUUCAGCAGCGGAAAUCCUUUUGAGGUAGGUUUGUUGCGUUGGGUCAUGAUGAGAUUUCAUUUUUUAAUUACAGUAUCAGUGCUGGCAGCAAAGCUCACUGGGCUCAGGAUUGGUGAUGAGAUGCAAAGGCUUGUAAUGCUCAUCUCCAAGAAAAAAAGUGAAUACUGCACAUUAUAUCUCAGCUGGAGAAUAAUUCCUGAUUUACCCAGACCGUCCCUAACCUCUCUUUCUCCCAUUCACGCUGCUCCCUGUUUCUUCCUCCCUUCUUCAGUUUAAAUGAGGUUGUGAACUGUUUUUUUUUUAACAGCUCAGGGGAUAAAUACCCUUCUAGAAAACAUUUCAGGGGCCACAUGCCUUACAACCACUACACUACACUUGCCAAAAGGCAAGUGAGCAGAUUCAGUAGCAAAAGUGGAAUGAGAAACAUAUGGUAAAUUUUGUCUUUGCAUGGUAGGGUUCCCCCCGCCCCCCGUACAUGCACACACACGCAUAAACACACACACAAAAUCCUUCUCCAGCCUCCAUCUAGUCAAGCCAGAAGCAUUGUCAGACUUUAAGGAAGCAUUCUUGCCAGACUAAAAAAGAACAUGCAAAAGGGGUGGAUUCGCAAUUGCCAGAUAGAGAAAUCUGAAAGGCUGCCUUUGUCCCUGCUUUAAGUCACUUUAGUUGGCUAGGGCAGCAGGUAUAGUGGUGUGGAAAGAAGAAACAAAGUGUAACAAGCCACACAGGUGACUCAAGGCUACUGGGCCUCUGAUGGGUCACCAGAAUUUGAGUAAGAGUGCUUUAGUCUAGACAAUAGACAAUUGCUGUGCCUGUAUAUUGCUGGUAUGUCCGCUCACCUUUUCUGGUGGGUGGCAUUGCGGCCCUGCAUUAAUCAAGGUUGCUAUACCUACUUCUUUUUAAGUGGAAAGAUCAGAAGUUUUUUCUGUGUAGAGGUGACAUCUCUCUGCAGAGCCAAAUCAUCCAUGGUGCCCCAGUGGUGUAGCAUGGAUUGUCAGCAUCUGAGGUUGUGGGAGGGAAAUAGAUGGAGCACACAUAUGCAUCCAACUGCCUACUGGCAUGCACAUCACCCACGAGAUUGCAGCUGCAGAGAUAAGAAGAGUCGUUCCAUUGUUUGGAGAGGUCACUUACUGGUUCACAUGGAAAAGCCAUUUUCAAUGGAGCCCAGUGACAGAAGUAUUGGGGCAGCACCAUGUAUUGAAAUUUUACACACCUAACAAUUUUUCUUCUGGGCAACCGCCAGUGGGGUGUCCUGCUCAGACAACAAUUUCCACAUUCCUUUCCUGCAUUUUCUUCUCAUCAUAGACUGUCAAAGAAGCAGUCCUGUACUGCAAGGAAAAUCAUCUUCCUUUUCCUGAUAUUGAUGUCUCAGAGUUGGACAAGAGUAAAGACAGUCCCUAUGACUGCUACGUUUUCCAAGGACAUGAUUCUCCAACAGUCAUGCAUUUCCCGCUCUUCAAUACAGUGAACUGCAAAGGUAUAUUAUGUUUGGGGAUUGCUUAGAAAGGGGCAUGCAUUUAUUAUUGUUUUUGAUAAUUCAUUUAUUGUCCGACCUUCACUCUAAGGUCCCAGGGCAGGUUACGCAUUAGAAAGAUCAUUACAGAAAAUUAAAAACAAAUUUCAUUGUUUACUGUGGACUAAUGAUCUCCUUGGAUCUGAUUGAUCCCUGGAAGAUAAAUCUAGCAACUCUGGCCAAAUUGCUACCUUGUGAAAUUGGCUCACCCAAUAAUUGUUAUAAUUGGUCGCCCUGGGAGGAAGAUGCUGGACUAGAUAGGCCUUUUGGCGUGAUGCAGCAGGAAUCUUAUGUUCCUAUAAAAUUGAGGGGGGCAGAUUCCAUGUUCAAGUUCUACUGAAGUUUUACAAGUUUUUUUGUUUUGUUUUUAAGAUAGCUGGGAUUAACGUUGGAGUUCUCACUAGCUCCACAGUCAAUAGCUCAGCUUUAUAUAAUAUAAGCUGGACAUGUUCCUGCCCCAUCUGUUUAUGUAAUAGGUGCUUUGAAGAACAUGUGUGGUUAAGUGUUAUACUAAGUGUUUCCAAGUGAAUAGCAAGGCACUUGCUUAUGUACAUCCUUUUUAUUUUAAAGAUAAAGUAGCUGAAUGGAGAGAACAAUAUUCCACCCUCAAAGUUUCUUACAAGGAGCAGGAGGUCAAAAACCUCCUAGAAGCAGCAAAAGCAAACGUGAGGAAUAACAGAGGAAGAAUCCUGCAGGCGAUGAAAAGCAUGCAGGCUCCUUAA